AUGACAACGAUGGCCGGGCGACCACCAGUAGCAAGAGCAGCAGAUGGUGUGGUCGCGAGCAGCGAUGAGCCCCUCACCUUGGUUGGCGACGGAAAUCACGGGGAGACCACUAAAGCACGCACGAUCGGACGAGAGCGAGAAGCCGAGCUCAAGCAAGCCCUAGAUCGAAUAGUUCCGCAGCUUCUUCAAAAGGAAGAGAGGGUUAAGUUCCUUGAGGCUGGUCUGAAGCAAGCCAAACAAGACGAAUCGGGGCGGAAUGCGUUGAUCAAGCAAAUCACCACGCUUGAGGAGGAGAAUAAACAGUCCCGACAAAGACUUGACACGCGCCAGGCCGAGGCCCUGGAAUGGCGAGAAAGAAGGCAAUCACUUGAGGCCGACAACGAACGCCUCAGCACCGAGCUACACAGCGCACUUGGUCGCAUCACCCGCCUCGAAACCGAAACCCGCCGUAAGGAUGCCUUGUUGACGGAGGCGCGGGACAGCGCUACCGCACGAGCAGAAAAGAACUCGACGUUCGAGACCGAGCUCCGCCAUAAAGACCAGCUCUUGGAAGAGGCCGAGCGAGACAAAAAGCGAGCUUGGCAGGCCACAAACGCUUCAGCGGAAACAGUGAAGGCCGCCAUGAUGCGGGCCGAGGCGGCUGCCAAGGAAGCCUCCGACCUUCGUAUUCUCCAAAACAGUGUCCGUUGGCAGGAUGCUAACAGUGGCGAAAAGGUUAGCUUUGAAGGGCGGGCGGUGAACAAGCCGGGGCAAUCCUUAACAGACGCACUGGCGGCUGCGGCUGCUGACGGCGGUGGACCGGAGGCGAUGAGACGCAGCUGGGGGGCGGUCGAGUCAGAUCUUCUUCACAACGUGCCCGCGGCGGGGCGAGAUGUUAUCAGGCAUCGAACGAGCUCCCUCAGCACGGCAGUGGGGCGCUCGGUGGAUCACACGGCGGCGGUGGACAUCGUGAAUCACGCCAACAACAACCUUAGGCGAACUUCAACAGCAGGCAUCGAAAAUACUACAGCAACAGGGGUGAACCAUAUUCCUCCGAGGGACGUCGCCACGGCAGUCGGUCAUCCUGCAAGCCAUGGCGUUUCUCUUGGGAAUAUCCUCAUCGAGAGGGAAGAAGAAAACGACGCGUGGCGAACAGAUAUCGCGGUGUCGUCCCCCUCAAAAGAACCACGGGAGAAAACAGGAUCAGGGCGGCGGGUGCAUGCUGUGAUCGAGACAAACGCCUCUCCAACCAGACCAACAGGACGUGAGCUUUGCCUUAUUGGAGAUAGGCAGCAUCAUGACUCAGCGGGGGUGAAGGGGGCGUUAACGGGGGCAAACCCGGCAUGGACCGACACGCCACCUCUGUCGCAAGGCGGCUCCCCCGAAGCGAUCGGAGGGUGCGGCGAUCGCGAGAAUCUCGGCAACGGGCGGCGUCUGUUUGAACGCAGCGGUGACGGUGCUGUAAAUAGUACACCUAUCACCUACGGGGAAGAAUGUAGAACAGGCGAGGAAUGUCGAGAUCGUGGCAAGGUCUGCAGCGGGCAUGGCGAGCGUACCAUAGAUGAAGUCGGGCUUCGGGACAAGGCGCGCGCCGGUGAAGAUGUCAUCAAUGAUGCGUCAACAGCUGAUUUUUCUUUCAUGGUGCCAAGACCUUGCCCGGCCGCCGGGUGCAGGAGGGGUCGAGACUCCAUGUCAUCACGCCGUAGCAGCCUCAGCGGGGCUGGUGCAGGAGUGAUGGAGGUGACGGGCGAGGCAAGCGGACUCGAGCCCGAUCGGGCAACCGACGUGAGGCAGGUCCUUCCGACCAUUUUCGACAACGAGGUUGGUAGCCCAGAAUCUUUCGACGAGAGCCAGGCAACGAGGAAGGGUCUCAUGGGACACAAGGCAUCACAAUCUACUGCUGCGUCUGUCAAAUCGGAUGCUGUGGAAAGUCGAAGCCCGACAGAUCAUAGCAGGUUCGGGAUGUCAGCCUUCGCGACGAGGGCAUCAGGGCCUUGGCGUAGGCAAUCAUGUGCCGCAGUUCCAAAUGAGCGGUUUUCAUCUGUCACCCAAGGGAGGUUGCUCGGAACGAGCGACUCCCCUGGUGUCUCCGACAAGGAAGCGAUAACUCGUCGUGAGAGGCGGGCGUCGGCCCCGUUUGCCACGGAUGCGGCAGAGGAUGAGCUUCGGCCAGCUCGCGAGGUGGAAAGAAAACUUACGCUACUACAGAUGGAAAUAUCUCAGCUAGAAGCGGAGCAAACUAAGCUGCUGCCGAAGACGAGCAAGACCAUGCAAGCGCGCGCGCAAAUACGAGAGAUAGAAGGGCGCUUGGCUGUAUUGGCGAAGGAGUCUUCUAGGCUUCGAAGGGUUUUACGAGAAAAACCGUGGAGAACGUGACGGCAUUUUGACGAGGACAAAGCUUUUAAAAACCAGUCUUAUAAUUCGCCUAGUGACCAUGGGGAAGUGGGUACGAUAAAAAAAAGCCAUAGGAUAUCGUUGCGCGAAACUUGGGGCGUGUACAGAGUGUAGCCCUACGUUAUCUUGCGAAAAAUUGAGAGUGUUUUUGCCUGCCCAGGCGUCGUGGAGCAACGGUGGGCAAGAAACAGCAGAUAGAUCACAAUGUUAUUGAACUGCCAUCAGUGUGUCCCCGUCGCUAGCACCCGCCACGGGAAAGGCAUCUGCGACAAGUCCUGUCUCCUGUCCUAUUACGAAACAAGGAGCCUUGUGUCUUGCGAGUCACUUUACAAUGCCGCGGCCCUAUCACGAGCGUGGUGUCUCUUCUAUCCAUCACCCCUCUUCCCUACAACACCCGUUCGAAACAAUCGUGUCCUUUACGACAUCGCGGAUGACACGGUCCACAGACAGACACCUAUCGUCUCUUGACUCGUCUUGGAUCUUCUGUACAAGGCCAGGCAAAACGCCAGAAGUAGGCAACGAUACGGAGCUUUCCACCGGUGAUCUGUAAAUACGCCCCACAUGUACCAUGCAACAACACGCCCAUUUUGAAUUAUUUCAUGUCGCGCUACAUCUUUAACUUGGGUCUCUUGCCCCUGUGUCUCGCGUCCAGAUCUCGUAAGCGUUCUUCAAUCAAAUCUAGGUCGCCAUCCACUCGCAGCAACUGCUUCUCCAAAACCGCCGCCUGCUGGUG
Molecule: messenger RNA, 3106 nt
Organism: Ectocarpus siliculosus
Lineage: Eukaryota; Phaeophyceae; Ectocarpales; Ectocarpaceae
Source: the annotation of a GenBank genome assembly